Trypanosoma theileri is the source of this 1239-nucleotide messenger RNA. RefSeq lists its product as uncharacterized. The transcript has a single exon. Lineage: Eukaryota; Euglenozoa; Kinetoplastea; Trypanosomatida; Trypanosomatidae. The record is from RefSeq and is a predicted model, not a curated record. Bases 1 to 1239 code for a protein of 412 amino acids.
AUGCUUGGCCGCGUUGUAUUUUUCACGUCAUGUGCCACUAUAUUCACAGGAACAGCUUAUGUUGUUGGUAUUGCCCUUACUCCCCCUCCCUCCUAUACUGUAGGGAAUCACCAACGGAUCGAGCGAUAUAAUGAUCUCUCACAUGAAAAUAUGUACGAUAAGAAAACGCGCGGACAGGAGUUUUAUCUGGGCAUCAGUCGCUGGCGACGACGGCUGCUGCGAGAGGAGGGAUUGGUACAUGGUCGUGUCUUGGAGGUUGGGGCAGGAUGUGGUGGAAUUGUGGCAUACUACGACGCACUUCUGCAAACUCCAAAUACAACAUCUAGGACGACUAAUGAAGGUGAAAAACUAACUGAUACGAGCAAUAAAGGUGUAGUAGAAGUAGUAUUAAGUGAUCGCUCACCGGGUAUGGUAGAGUCAGCUGCCCUACAGAUUCAUCGGCGUUAUGGAUAUUGGCCCUACCGUUAUCCCGACUAUGACAUUGAUGGCAUUCUUGAUGCAGUGAAAAACUCACGUGCAGCGGAGGGGGGAACCACUGAUUUGGGUGUCUCCGCAUCAGGGAGCCAAAAUGGGGAACACCAGCGUCCUGCAGGAGGUGGCGUAAUAAAACGUAAGAUUCUUCACGGUGAUGGUACUGUUGUGGAGGUGCUCUCCACACCACUGAGUGACGAUAACUCUAAUUUGGUAAAUGGGACAGUAGCCCCCAUCCUGCAAGGUACUUUGCCUGGUAACGCUUUGCCUCUUCUUUCUAGUGAAGGAUGGACAGAACUGAAGCGACGCGAUGCUGAGAAAGGGAGAAUAGAUCAGACAACGUCAGGGGAUGAACAAAGUAAGCAAAUUUUUGCCGUUGCAAACUAUGCUGCUGAGCAAUUACCCUUUGCCGACAACAGUUUUGAUACUGUUAUUGACAUGUUUGGACUUUGUAGUUUUGAUGAUCCCGUUCGUGCGCUUCGGGAGAUGUCUCGAGUCUGUAAACCUAGUGGAAAUCUUCUUUUGCUUGAACAUGGCAAAGGUCGUUGGUCGCGUAUGAACGAUUAUCUUGACAAGUGGGCACCGAACCAUGCAAGAAAGUGGGGUUGUUGGUGGAAUCGUGAUAUAAGAAGGUAUCUGCGACUAGCUGGCCUGAGAGUUGUUAAAACUGAAGAAAAGCAUUUUGGAACGUCACAGUACAUUGUAGCAAAGCCAUUCAAGUCAAUGGAUGAAUGGGAUGCGUAUCGUUCAACUUCUAUAAAAAAUUGA